GAGCGCUCUGCCAUACAGUAAGUCCACAUAGGCAAAUAUAGCAUAACAUUUAGGUAAUAAAAAUACGAGAAAAACAUUGUGAUGAAUGAAGUUGAGAGGUGUUCAGAGGAAAUUCUUGAAGAAUGCUGCUCAGCUACAACGCAUGGAGAAUGUGUUAUGGAAAAGCAUAAUGAUCCCAAUUUGAGGUUCAAUAUGCUUUCCCAGCAGGAGAUGGGUCUGGUCCAUCCUGUCCCUGUGCCAAGCACCCAGACCAGGGGUCAGUGGUCAAGCAAGCUGGAGUUCCUCCUGGCUGUGGCCGGACAGAUCAUAGGCUUGGGGAAUGUAUGGAGGUUCCCAUAUCUGUGCUACAAAAAUGGAGGAGGGGUGUUCUUCAUCCCUUAUGUGCUCUUUCUGUUCACCUGUGGCAUUCCACUCUUUCUCCUGGAGACCUCCUUGGGCCAGUACACCACGCAGGGCAGCAUCACCUGCUGGAGGAAGAUCUGCCCCCUGUUUGAAGGACUGGGUUAUGGUAGUCAGGUGGUAGUUCUAUAUUCCAGCAUCUAUUACAUCAUCAUUCUAGCCUGGGCCUUCUUCUACCUCUUCUCCUCAUUCAGCUCUGAGCUCCCCUGGGCCAGUUGUAGAAACAGAUGGAACACAGCAACCUGCAUGGAGUUUGACAGAAGAGUAGUGGGACAUCUAAAUUGGACAGUAGCAGGGAACGCAACAUCGCCAGUGAGAGAGUUCUGGGAAAGGAGAGUUUUGAGUCUCACAGACAGUCCAAACAAGCUAGGCAGUGUUCACUGGGAGCUGGCUCUGUGUCUUCUACUGUCAUGGAUUCUCUGUUACUUCUGUGUCUGGAAAGGAGUGAAGUCUACUGGGAAGGUGGUCUACUUCACUGCCACCUUCCCCUAUCUGAUGCUGGUGGUGUUGCUGGUCCGUGGACUCUCACUGCCGGGGGCAAUAGAUGGUAUCAAGUUCUACCUUUACCCAGAUCCAGCCCGCCUCUUUGACCCACAGGUGUGGAUGGAUGCUGGAACACAAAUCUUCUUUUCCUAUGCUAUCUGCAUCGGCUGUCUGACUGCUCUUGGCAGCUACAACAAAUAUGACAACAACUGUUACAAGGACUGUGUGUACCUGUGCCUUUUGAACAGUGGAACCAGCUUUGUGGCCGGUUUUGCGAUCUUCUCUGUUCUGGGCUUCAUGGCUUAUGAACAAGGGACAGACAUCUCAACAGUGGCCGAAUCAGGUCCUGGCCUGGCAUUCAUCGCCUACCCUCGUGCCGUGGCUAUGAUGCCAUUACCACAGCUUUGGGCCAUCUUCUUCUUCAUCAUGAUAAUCCUACUGGGUUUAGACAGUGAGUUUGUAGGUCUGGAGGCAUUGAUGACAGCCAUCUCAGACAUGUAUCCCUCUUUCUUCCUGGUUGGCCAUCGGCGUAAAGUCCUCCUCCUCAUCAUCAGUGUGGGUAGCUUCUUCAUCGGCCUGGUCAUGGUCACAGAGGGAGGCCUGUAUAUCUUCCAGCUGUUUGAUUACUAUGCCUGCAGUGGGAUGACUCUGCUUCUCUUCGCUAUACUACAGUCAGUGUGUAUCAGCUGGGUUUAUGGUGCAGACCGUCUGUACGAUAAUAUAGAAGACAUGAUCGGUUAUCGACCAUUACCCAUCAUUAAGUACUGUUUGAAGUAUGUCACUCCAGUCAUCUGCACUCUUCAUGAGGAAUGCUCAUCCAAGCCCCCCUCCACCCCCCAUAUCACACCUCCUCCUCCAUGCUUCACGAUGGGAACCACACAUGCUGAGAUCAUCCAUUCCCCUACUCUGCAUCUCACAAAGACAUGGAAGUUGGAACCAAAAAUCUCAAAUUUGAACUCAUCAGACCAAAAGAUAGAUUUCCACUGGUCUAAUGUCAAUUGCUCAUGUUUCUUGGCCCAAUAAAGACUCUUCUUCUUAUUGAUGUCCUUUAGUAGUGGUUCCUUUGCAGCAAUUUGACCAUGAUUCACGCAGUCUCCUCUGAACAAUUGAUGUUGAGAUGUAUCAGUUAACUUCUUAUGGUAUAUGGGGACGGUUGCGUCCCACUUUGGCAAAAAACAGGGAAAAUGCAGUGCGGCAAAUUUUUAACAGUCAUUAAAUGACACAUGUAAGAUACUCAAUUAAAGCUACACUCGUUGUGAAUCCAGCCAACAUGUCAGAUUUUUAAAAGGCUUUUAUGCAAAAGCAUAAGAAGCUAUUAUCUGAUGACAGCACAACAGUAAACAAAGAGAGUAGCAUAUUUCAACCCUGCAGGUGCUACACAAAACGCAGAAAUAAAAUAUAAAACAUGCCUUACCUUUGAUGAGCUUCUUUUGGUGGCACUCCAAUAUGUCCCAUAAACAUAACAAUUGGUCCUUUUGUUCGAUUAAUUCCGUCCAUAUAUAUACAAAUGUCCAUUUAUUUGACGCGUUUGAUCCAGAAAACAACAGCUACCAAAAAACGCAACAUCACAACAAAAUAUUUCAAAAUUUGCCUAUAAACUUUGCCAAAAUACAACUACUUUUGUAGUACAACUUUAGGUAUUUUUAAACGUUAAUAAUUGAUCAAAUUGUAGACGGGUCUGUGUUCAAUAGAGGAAGACAACAAACCAACGCUACUUUUCACAUCUUGCGCACUCUCAACGGUGUUCCCAGUUCCUAGAUGGCCUACUUCUUCAUUGCACAAAUGAAUAACUUCAACCAAAUUCCAAAGACUGGUGACAUCCAGUGGAAGCGGUAGGAACUGAAAACAGGUUCCUAAGAAAUAUAAUUUGCCAAUAAGAACACAGUGAACAGACAGAGACCAAAAAAACACAUUCUGAAAGGUUAUUCCUCUGGGUUUUGCAUGCUACAUAAGUUCUGUUAUACUCACAGACAUGAUUCAAACAGUUUUAGAAACUUCAGAGUGUUUUCUAUCAAAAUCUACUAAUAAUAUGCAUAUCUUAUAUUCCUGGCAUGAGUAGCAGGAAUUUGAAAUUGGGCACACUAUUUAUCCAAAUGUGAAAAUGCUGCCCCCUAUACCUUAAGUUAAUUGAACUCUAAUUGAAUUGAAUUUGCAUUUUUUUGGGAUGCAAUCUGAGGUGCAGUUAAUGAACUUGUCAUCUAACGCAGAGGUAACUCUGGGUCUUCCUUUCCUGUGGCAGUCCUCAUGAGAGCCAGUUUCAUCAUUGCCCUUGAUGUAUUUUGCAACUACACUCAAAAAAACUUUUUAAGAUCUUGAAAUGUUCGUCAUUGUCUUACCUUCAUGACUUGAAGUAAUGAUGGACUGUCAUUUCUCUUUGCUUAUUUGAGCUGUUCUUGCAAUCUUAUGGACUUGGUCUUUUACCAAAUAGGGCUAUCUUCUGUAUACCACCCCUACCUUGUCACAACACAACUGAUUGGCUCAAAUGCAUUAAUUCCACAUAUUAACUUUUAACAAGGCGCACCUGUUAAUUGAAAUGCAUUCCAGGUGACUACCUUAUGAAGCUGGUUGAGAGAAUGCCAAGAGUGUGCAAAGCUGUCAUCAAGGCAAAGGGUGAAUAAUUUAAAGAACCUCAAAUAUAAAAUAUAUUUUGAUUUGUUUAACACUUUUUUUGGUUACUACAUUAUUCCCUAUGUUAUUUCAUGGUUUUGAUAUUUUCACUAUUAUUAAAAAUUAAAAACCUUGAAUGAUUAAGUGUGUCCAAACUUUUGACUAGUAAUGUGUAUUUAAUUGUUUCCAAUUUCAUAAAAUGUUUGUUACUACAUGUCAUCUUUUGUUUCAACUAUAAUGCCUGAUAUGCAUCAUGAACAGGGGGAACAUAUUGGGUGUGCGCCAGCUCAUGCUUUUUAUUAGACCAUUAUAAAUGCUCCACCAGAAGCCUGACCAAAAUGUACUGGAGAAACUAACCUUGUUCUAAACCUUAUCUUGUUCAUCUCUGUCCUCACUCAACCCUCACUGUUACCCUAAUAUGUUAUAAUUAGUACAAUGCUAUCAGAAAAUACAUUGUGUUCUUUAAUGUUUAUUAUACAACAUCCAUCCAUAUCUUUUG
Molecule: messenger RNA, 3988 nt
Organism: Oncorhynchus nerka (sockeye salmon)
Lineage: Eukaryota; Metazoa; Chordata; Actinopteri; Salmoniformes; Salmonidae
Product: sodium- and chloride-dependent GABA transporter 2-like
Exons: 14
Coding region: 82-1905 (607 amino acids)
Biological process (GO): sodium ion transmembrane transport
Cellular component (GO): plasma membrane
Molecular function (GO): gamma-aminobutyric acid:sodium:chloride symporter activity
Source: RefSeq, a predicted model, not a curated record